Molecule: messenger RNA, 1719 nt
Organism: Mucor velutinosus
Lineage: Eukaryota; Fungi; Mucoromycota; Mucoromycetes; Mucorales; Mucoraceae
Exons: 5
Coding region: 1-1719 (572 amino acids)
Source: RefSeq, a predicted model, not a curated record
AUGAUCCACUUUUUCCAAACAACAUUGGAGGAAAGCUCACUGAUCCAGGCGCUACCUGCAGUAACCUUUUAUCAACUCAAAUUCAAUGCAGUCUUUUUUGGCAACUUUAUCACCUCUGAAGCGCAAGAUAUCUUUGGCCUACUUGCUGUCGGAGGCGAUUUCAAUGCACAUGCUUGCACUGUCAAUACGCAGCAUGGCGCAGACUGCUCGGAUGUAGUCAAUCGUUUCGAUGGCUAUGGCUUAAUUGUGGGUAGAGAAGACCCUAACUUCAAGUACAGCGACGUACAUGUACAUGGCGCUGUCUUUUUACCAGACGCCAGCGAGCGGAUGGAUGUGGAGGAACUGGAUAAUGCGUGCUCUGUAUACAAUGACAGAGGCACUGGCCUUAUGAACUUUACUCAGGUCCAACUGAGUUCUGUUGCUAUCUCUCAACAGUUCUCUUUGCUGCCGCCUACGCUGCAUCUCAGCGCCGAUGGUACCUUGACAAGAGUUGGCACAAACACAUAUGAUUAUGAUGUUAUCACGUUUGGCUCAUGUGGCAGUUGCAGUUAUGGCGAAACUUUCUCGUCUCCAGACGCCAUUCACUACGGUAUAGGAGACUGGAAUGGCCCUAUGGGCAUGUCCUGGCCUUCUCGCCUGAUAAUCAAUAUAGCCGUCCUUGGAGGCACGACAAUAGCCGUGCAAGGAAACCAGCCAAGUUUAGGAAUGAACGUCUGCAACACUGUCCUAAACUUCUACCCUUCGGAUAACGUGGGAUCCUAUGCGUCAGGAACAUUUCAACUGGACAGAGCCACGGGUGGACAACUGGGAGGUUUUAUACUUUUGCCAGAAGGUGGUAUUAUUGAUGAAAACCAUGGUGAAUUCGCUGGACAGAUUGUAGCAAACAAUUAUCGCUGGAUUUGCAAUGGCAUUGAUAUACAUGAUUACCAAGCAAUUGGGGGCAACUGUCGCACGACAGAUGUGUGCUUACCUGUCUUUAUAGACGACACUGUUGAUAAUAGGCCCAUCAAGAUAGACCCUCCCUCCCUUGCCCACAAUAGCGACUACAAUCCUAAUGUAUUGUGUAGCAAUACCAAUAAUGGAAAUGUCCAUAGCUCUGAAUCCAGUUCAGAGAGUAACAGCAGUUCAGAGAGUAGCAACAAUAGUUCAGAAAGCAGCAGCGAGAGUAGUAGCACCGCAAACCCCCUAUUAAGCAGCAAUGAUCAAACCCCUACAUCUACAUACUGCCCAACAGAAACCAGUACUGAAUGCCAUGUGCAUCAACAUCAUGUAACAAGAACGCAAUACCAAUGCGAGCAAGGGUUUUAUCAUGAUGAAGAGGUGCUCGUAUGCGAAGAUGACGGUCAUCAUCACCACCGAAAAGAUGACUACGUUGGCGAUGAUGAUGAUAACUUUGAAGAUGAUCCAGAAUUCGGAUUAUAUAACCUUUAUGAAUUCGAUGAAGAAUGCGAUGUUGAUCACGGUGUUGUUAAUGAUGACGAUCAAGGCGACUACAGAUAUUACCAAUACAUGAGCAAAACACACUAUUCUGAUGAUGAAGAAGACGAAGAUGAUGAUGACGAAGAAGAAGACGAAGAUGAAGAUGAUAAUGAAGAAAACGAAGAUGAUGAUGAAGAAGACGAAGAUGAUGAUGAAGAAGACGAAGACGAAGAUGAAGACGAAUACGAAUACGAAUACGAAGAAGACGAGGAAGACGAUAAAGACGAUGAUACCUACUAA